UUUGAAAGCAAAGAUGAAAAAGGCCCUGAUUUGCUUGGUUGGGAGUCUCUCUGGUCCCUGAGGAGUGCUGUCAGUCAGUAAGAAACAUCUCUCUGCCUGAGAAGACACCUCUGGGUUACCAGCUAUUAUGCUGUAGUGGGUGGUCAGUUGGUGUCCUGGGUGGCCAGUUAGUGGCCCAAGGAGAGAAGAAGGCAGUUCUAACUGGCCACUGGAAAUACUACCAUGUGCUGGGUGGAACCAGCCUAGGGCUGUCGCUGAGCUCAAGCUAAUGAGCAGCUUUAUGGGAACAAGAUGCUCAGAAACUCAGCUGGCUCUCAGAGGAGCUGCUUCCUGCUGUGCCGGGGCUAUUGCCCCUUAACAGGAAACCAACCUGUUUGUGGAGAGGAGCAGAGCUGCUGCCUUUGUGUGGCAUGGUGUCCGAGAAACAAACUUUGAGACUCAUCUCCCUCCCCAGCCUCGUGGCCUCUCCCAAUUACUGUGUCCUUUACCUCACCCUUCUUGAGAGCCCUUUCCAUAUGUCUCAUACCUGCUGUCUUUAAACGUCAUUCCAGUAUUCCCUGAAGGAUGCCCUAUAGCACCUGUCACUGUCCAGGAUAUUCUUCCUUCUCGUUCUAUUGAAGAACUUAAAACUGGUAGUAGAGAUCCAGCUUCCAAAUAACCAGAGGGAAAAACUAGUUUCAAGCCUCAACUGUUACCACUGCAGGGUUAUCUGUGAUGCACUAUAGUUAGUGCUACUUGUUUUUCAUAAAUACUAGUUGGAGCAGGGCAGGAAUCCAGAUGUCAUCUCUCCCAGGUAAGACUUGUGAUCAUCAGGCCAGAUAAGAGCAUGUCUCACUCAAGAAAUAGUUAUUUGAUACAAAAUGGAUCAGUUGCAGUGGGAAGAAAUUGAGGGAGAUCUGUUCUAGUAGGGCUAGAACACUUGCUUGAGGUGUGACACUAGUUCUUCUCUGCUCAUAUCCAUGUACUGCCCAACUAAAAUAUUCCAUUAGAAUCUGAUUUAAUGGAACAAAUACUUUUUCCUUUGAAUUACAGGGAAAUUUGAUAGAGAUCUGAAGGGAAUGAUAAAGCAAUAUUAAAUAGUUUCAAUAGCAUAAAGAGAAAUAGCACAUGGAACCUGGUGAUGUGAAGAAACUUGUUACACAUCGGGUGGGGUGCCUUCAGGGGCAGGAGCCACCCCUUCCUCUGUAGUAUCUCAUGAAGUACAAAAGGCAGAUCUCAAAGAUGGUAUGGGCUACUUAACUAGGCUGACCAGAUGAAGUUAGCAAGCACUGUAAUGUGUUGACAGAGGGAACAGGAGAGCAUUGUAUCUGCCAUUCCAAAGAUGCCAGAAAUUAGUGGAAAAAUACAGGUGUCAGAGGCAAACUAACAGAGCUCUAUACUCUUUGAGGGCUACAGAAAUUCUGUAUUUAAACAUAAAGCUGAGACAAAGCCAGUAUAUGCUCUGAGCGGAGCAUCUUGACUAAAAAUGUCUGUGCAAUCACACAUGAACAGCUACUACAACUGGCCCUGCCAGUCUCAUGUUUGUGCACAGUGACAUCUUGUUAGCUGUACAUUCAGUUUAACUGCUGAACUAAAUUGCUUAUUCAGUCAGAAUCUUAAGGCUUAAAUGUGAUUUGCAAAAGUUGCUGUAAGAGUUGAAAUCAGGAAAAUAUUAAAUACAGAAGUUAGGCAUGUAUGUAUAUAGAUUCAGCUAUACAGAUGUAAAAUUUGCUGAUGGCCUCUGCCCUGAAAUAAGAAAAUGAAAAGAUUUCUUGAUAGGAGGAGCGUGGGUGUACUCACACAUCUUUGCUUGUUUUAAGCGAGAAGACUUCUUAGUGACAGAAAGUUAAUUGAGUAACAUUCAAGCCAAACUUACUAGGCUUUUUGGUCAGUUUUACUGAACCACACUGCAACUGCAUCUCAUUCUGGCUCCCUCACUGCAGAAGAAAAUUUGCAAUUGAUUUAGACAGUAGAAUUUUAACCUUUUUAAUGAUACCCUAGCAGAAGGUAAAACAGCAACUCAGACUGCUGAGAAAGACAAACAAGAACAGUAAACAGCUGAUGAACCGUGAGUUUAGAAUGACCAGUGACACACAGCAGCUCGUUCACAAACAUCUCACUGCAUCCGUUCAUCAGCUAGACACAGACCUAUGGUCACCCACGCCUCGCGCCCUUACUGAUGCGAGCCAUAACCCCUGGGCUGGCCGCUGCCCAUCCUGGGCGGUUAGCACUGCCCACUGCUAACGCGCUCUCCAGUGGGCCCUCUUGAGGGUGGGCAAGGAGGACGCUGAACACUAGUCGUGUGUGACAGAGCACAGGGCCGCACUGCUGCAGUGCAGUCUGUCUGGGAGUAGGAUUGGUUUAUGCUAGUUGGAUACUUUAACAUGACAAGAAAUCAACACUCCUUUGACUGAUCGCUGAGUACUUUUCAUUGGAGCCAUAGGCAGGUGUUUCAGGAACUUAGAACAACCCUGUUGCCCUUCCCCUCUUCUCUCCCAAACUUCUCUCCCAGACAUUUAGGAAGUCAUCCCGUGAGAUGGGAAGAGAAGGGGAGCAGCUGUUAGCCUUGCCAGGGCCGUGUCCCUGCAGCAGCUGUGGUGGAGUCCUCCUUGUGCCACCAGUAGGGUCAGGAGCAGGCUGACCUCAGCAGCGGGAGAACGUGAGUCAGGUGAGAGGGUGUCCUGCUCGUCAGGCCUGUUUGUCUGCUGGACAGAAGAGUGGACAGUGACCAGUGCAGGAGCCUCAGCAGGGGAACAUAUUUUGUGGACCAGUCAGCUAUGGCUGCUGUCUUCCUAAGGAUGGCAACAGUCCCCCUGUCUUUGCCAUUUAGUGAUCUCACAUUGUCAUCACCCUGCAUUCCUGUCCCACCUGCUCAUUACAGUACUGUUACACGUUUAGCUUGUCUUACCUUGCUUGGUUGAAGGGGUUCCUUUAAUGUCACUCAGUCACAGCCUUUGCAGCACACUACUUUUUUCCAUAGAUUAUUUUUUCCACUCGGUACUAGUGAGACUUUAAAGCAGUCAUCAGUUUGGACAUCAAAAGCAAGUGCAGUAGAUGAUGGAGGAAAGGUGGUGGACAAGUCUGAGCACCCUCACUCCAGAGAAAAGGAACCAGGGAGGAAUUUGUCUGUGCAUACACCCAGAGGGAUGGUCUGAAGAGGACAAGGAUCAACUACUCCUGUUGGUCAAGAGUCAGGCUGUUAAUAGGUUUAAGCUGCAGAAGGAAAACUCCAGUCUGAAAAUUAAGAAAAUUAUAUAACUGGAGGAAAAGUUAGACAGUGGAACCUGUUGCCAAGACAGAGGUUGUGAAACUGGAGAUAUUCGAGGCUAGGCUAGACACCCGUCCAUCAGGGAUGGCUUUGGAAUAACUGAGUAAAGCCAAUGAACAAUGCAAACAGCUUGACUAGAUGACCCAGUAACAGUCCCUUCCAAUCCAAAUAUGGGCUUCUGAAAUGUAGCUGGCAGCUUGUCCACUUCCAGCACAGUUGUGAUGGGUUACUGCCAGAUGUACCAGAUGUACCAUCAGUACCUUAUGCUAAAGCCAGUGAUGUAUAAGAUUGUAGAUGAAGCCAGCACCUUUAAUAGCAGGUUUUUUCCUACUAGGUUCACCUCGCCCUUAAUCCAUGUGAAGACCUGUUGGAAACGCCUUCUAGAAACAUAACCGUUUUCAGUCUCCUAAUAAAUUCUCCUGUGUCCAAGAAGAGCCUGUCCAAAUGAGCAAGACAUCCCAACAGAACACCGCUACAGAUGCGAACGGAGUAAGCGUGAUUCACACCCAAGCACACACCAGUGGUUUGCAGCAGGUUCCCCAGCUGGUGCCCGUUAGUCCUGGUGGAGGAGGCAAAGCUGUGCCUCCCAGCAAGCAGGGAAAGAAAAAUUCCUUUGUGGAUAGAAACAGUGAUGAGUAUCGUCAGCGCAGAGAGCGAAACAACAUGGCAGUGAAAAAGAGCCGGUUAAAAAGCAAGCAGAAAGCACAAGACACGCUGCAAAGGGUAAACCAGCUCAAAGAAGAAAAUGAACGUUUAGAGGCAAAAAUUAAGCUCCUGACCAAGGAACUGAGCGUACUGAAAGACUUGUUCCUUGAGCAUGCGCACAAUCUUGCAGACAAUGUGCAACCUGUUGGCACUGAAACCACCACAACAAAUCCAGAAAACAACGGACAGUAACACUGCUGCAGCCUUAUGAACUGAACACUCGGGUGCGGAUUGUCUGCAACACCCAUGCAGCAACCAAGCAAAAACUCAACUAUCGUUUUGUGGAGAUUUUCUUCUUUUUAGGUUUAACACUGAAAAUUUGAUACAAUUAGACCAGAAACUGCUUAGGGUGUUUGUUUUAAAUAUUUUUCUCCUCUACAAGAUUUAUCUAAUUAAUGCAGAUCUAAAUUCAUAGUCAACAAGGAGCUUAGUAUUGGAGAAAUAGCAUUUUUCACAGAAAUGUUCACUUACCUUCUUACCGUUUGCACAAUGGGAGGAAUCCAGCAGGAAGGUUCACUGUAGUAUCAGAAACUCGUAAUUGGAUAAAAUGUCUUUUAAAAUACCUUUUAGUGUAAUUAAGCCCUUUGUUUUCUCUAUUACGUAUUACAAAAACUGCAAAGGCUGUGGAGGGUGUUUGCUUUCCUAUUUGGUGGACUACUUUAAAUCUGUAGAGCAAGUCCUAUAAAGCACCACUUAGGUCUUUCCUGUCCAGUUAUCGUUAACGGGGAGGGUGUAGUAAUAUUGAGCUGGGAUGCUUACUGAUGUUUUCUAGAAAAAUAGCAAUAUAGUAUGAUGAUACAUAUAGGCAGUUGGCUUCCAAACAGCAAAUGAGUCUGAAGCAUCAUGUACAAAAGGUUAAGCAGCACAUUGACAAAGCCUUUUAAGCUGUGUUCACAUUGCUCACAUAGUGACUGGGGCCUUAUGAGAACAAGAUACUGUUUUUUAGAAAAUGUCAAAAUGCUACCAAAAAACUGUGCUCUGCAAAAUUGCAUUCUUGCUGGGGUGCAGGUAUCAGGGAGAACAAAAGCUGCAGCUUGGCUAAGCAGUGAAAGGGGUGUUCAGCCAGAAUGUAUGAAUCAGUGCUCGUUGACAUUAAUCUCCAUUUUCACGGCUGUUCAGAUUUGCAAUCAAGAUCUUACAGAAAUUCACAGUGAUUUUAAAAAUUAACGGUCCUAGUUCGAAUAACUGAUUCAGUGGAAUUUCUACAGCCAUCAUACAGUUGUGUGAAGGAGUAUCUUUUGGUCUUGUUUUAUUUUCAUAAAACUUUAGCAACUUUUUUAAAUGCUAGUGCUAAGCCUUUGCCAUGAUCCAUAAUGCAGUGGUAUGUACGAUAUUGAGGAUUUAAACAAUAAAAGUAAAGCAGGAACUUUGAUGUAACCUUAAUUUAUUUUCAUUUUUAAAUAUUUCAUUGAUGGUAUGGUUGUGUUACAUUUAACCUGUGUGUCUGGCUAGUGGAUUAUUACACUGUCUUAAUUUCCUUCCUACACUACCUUUUUCCAUAGAUUAUUUUUUUGUAGGAUGCUUGUUUGCCUUGUAUCUGUACUUAGGAAGAACUUGGGUAUUAUCUCUAUGAAGAUGCUGUUAGAAAAUGAAAGCUUGAAAAGUUCUUUUUGAAGUUAAACUUUUAAUACAUGCAGAAAACUUUUAUGGAUUGUUUUGAAUUAUGGUAGUCUUUUUACAAAGAUAUGUUUUUUGGUUCUAGCUGCAGCUUAAGUAGGUAGGAUUGAAGUAUCAGAAGCUAAUAAAAAACUUUUGCUUCUAGUGCUGGA
Molecule: messenger RNA, 5721 nt
Organism: Athene cunicularia (burrowing owl)
Lineage: Eukaryota; Metazoa; Chordata; Aves; Strigiformes; Strigidae
Product: CCAAT/enhancer-binding protein gamma
Exons: 1
Coding region: 3692-4144 (150 amino acids)
Biological process (GO): regulation of transcription by RNA polymerase II; DNA-templated transcription
Molecular function (GO): DNA-binding transcription factor activity, RNA polymerase II-specific; RNA polymerase II cis-regulatory region sequence-specific DNA binding
Source: RefSeq, a predicted model, not a curated record